GAGAGGUUAAGCACUCGUGCGAUCCCCGCGUGCAAAGUUAUGGAUGAGCACUGCUGAGAAGUUCCAUACUAGGACGAAAGAGCUGUUCAAUGCAUCAUGGAUUUCACUAGUAGUUUAGCUAAGAUCAGUUCGUCCUUUAGACACCACGGUUAAAUCAUAGUCAAUGUAAAAUUCCAAGAUACCUCAUUUCUUUCAUUUUCAAAAUUACUUUGAUUAUUUCAGGCUAAAAUCAAUUCACUAUGUGGAUGUAAUGCUAUAGAAUUCCCAUACAUAAAUGAAAGCCUACCAUUUUGUCUUGAAAUGAGUUCAUUUGUUAAAAUAGGAAAUUGUGAUAUUCAACAUCCAAUCGUACGAAAUUACACUAUUAAUAAUUCUCCUACUACUUCUAAUCAAAAUCAUACUCUAUUGAAAGCUGACAAAUUAUUUUCGGUUAAUCAAAAUCAAGAAACAAAAACACAUGAAAUCCCAUUUAAUUUUGAAUGUUUAUCUGAAUUAGAAGCUGUGAAAAAUCGUGUACUAUGUAAAUCAGAGGUUACUAAACACUAUCAGGGUGAUGUGGUACUAUCUUGCACACUUCCAUGUGCUUUCUUCGCUUAUGAAACAGACAGAUCAACAUCGACUUGGCCAACGAAAUCAUGGCAGUUAAGUUGGCUAUCAACAAGAGCUGGAAAAAAGGUGGCCAACAGACCCGAUUUAGUCGGAUAUCGGUUGGCGAAAGAAAGGUUAGAUGCAUCUGAGGGUGAAAAAGAAGCACAAGAGUUCUUAGCAAAAAGCAACGUUUUAGAAAGGAAUUUACUAGCAAUCAUGCUUAUCCGACCAAAUUUUAACGUCCAUAAGGUAAGCUGUCAGCUUAUCACUUAUAAUUCUUAACAUUACAGUAGACUGAACAACUAAUGAAGCAAUUUUUAUUACAGUUCAUGUGAUCUGGGUAUGACAAAGAAUACUCAUUUACCAAGUACAGAUUCACGCACUCGGCUUCAAUCCACACUUCAAGUGUGUAGAUUAGAGAUAUUAUUUAAUUGUCGAAGCUAAAGUGGAGUAGAGUUCAAACUGGCGACUCAGUGGUUAAGAACAGAACACUUCUAACCAGAUCCAUUACUUAGGCGAAAGAUUGACGUUACGGUCAUGUUACCACAGGGAAGUUUUACAAUAUUAUAUCACUGAAUUCCGACUGAACCCUUUUAUCACGAAUCAGAAUCAAUAUAUUUUAGUCUAUUUUAACUGUCAAAAAUUAUGAAGCAGUGGAUUGUAAUGGUGUUUCCGAUGAUGAUAUUAAGAAACUGAUAGUAAACAAAGGAUUCAUGACUACAUAACUACUAAUUUUAAAGUAUUCGAUUGUACAAGGAUAGUUUUCAUUAAAAAGGAAUCUGAAUUGUUAAGAUCUAAAAUGUAAUUCAGUGAUUAACAUACAUUCGAAUACCUGAGAUGGAAUACGCCCAGCUGAAUUUGUUAAAAGUUAUCUAUUAGCAGAAAUAAGAUACAUUUAUUAAUGCAAUCUGAGACCAAUCUCCAAAAACGUCGCACGUGGACGUGACUUUGGCUAACUAGUUUGAUCUCAAGACAUCCAAGGCAUUUAGCUACGAGUAUGUCUCUGAUGAAAACUAGAUUCGUUAAAAGAACGUGUCAGAAAAUCUAACAUGCUACAAUAAUUAAUGCAAGAAUAACUCAGAAAUAGUAAACAGAAGUACCAAGACCGAACAGUUAAUUGCGGAUCUCGGCUGAAACGAUUUAUUCGAGCAUAACGAAUCGGUCAUAAAUUUGCAGGGGCAAACAUUACUUACUUACUAACACCUGUCAACCCUCGUGGAGAAGCACAAGCCAUCCGUCAGCAUUCUUCAUCCAACUUUGUACUGGAGAAUCCUUUCCAGUUGCUAUACAUCUUAUUCAUGUCUGCUUCCAAUUCUCGACGCAGUGUGUUAUUUGGACUUCCAUUUUUACGUUUCCCUUCAGCAUUAACAGUUAGAGCUUGAGCAGUUUGAUUAUUUCCUCAAUGUGCGUCCUAUAUAAACUUUCAACAUUUUUCUCCUAAUUUUCUCUUGCACCUUUACUUUUUGAAGAUAGUUGUAGUAGUUCUCCACGUUUUAGCUCCGUACAUUAGAACUGUCUUGACGUUCGUAUUGAAGAUUCUCACUUUCAUGUUGCUUGACAGUUGUUUUGAGUUUCGUAUGUUCUUCAAUCAUAGGAAUGAGGCCCUUGCUUUGCCGAUCUGUGCCUUCACAUUUGCAUCAGAUCAUCCUCGUCCAACGACGACGAUGACCAGGUACGUGAGUUUCCACAUCUUACAGAGUUUCUCCAUUAAUUGUGAUUGUGUUGGUGUUCUCAAUGUUGUAUUUGAGGAUCUUGCUUUUUCCCUUGUGUAUGCUGAGGCCUACUGAUGUAGAGGCUGCUGCCAAACUAGUUGUCUCCACCUGCAUUUGUUGAUGCGUAUGGGAUAGAAGGUCCAGAUCAUGUGUGAAGUUCGAACCGUUUAGCUGCAUCAAACCUGUCCAUUGUAUUUCGCGCUUUCCCUCACAUAUUGAGGUCUUCACAAUCCAGUCAGCCACCAGAAGAAAGAGAAAAGGGAGAGUAAUCCGACUUGUCUCACUCUGGUCCUCACCUUGAAUGCAUCUGUCAGCUGUCCUCCAUGCACGACUUUGCAGCGUAGUCCGUCCUAUGAAUUCUGGAUGUUGACGAUUUUAUUAGGUACUCCAUAAUGUUCUCCUAUCCUCACUGUCAAACGAUUACUCGUAGUCAAGGAAGUCGAUGUAUAAUGAAAAAAUUCCACCCAACUAAAUGUUCAACGAUGAUCCUUAGUGUCGCGAUUUAGUCUGUGCACGACCGAUCCCUAUGGAAUCAAGCUCCUUAAUACCCGAAUUGGGCGUCUACUGUUUCUUUCAUCCGAUUCAGCAACGCUCUGUUGAAAACGUUUCCUGGUAACGACAGUAGUGUGACGCCCCUGUAGUUCUCAAAUUUGCCCUGAUAACGUUUCUUUGAUAUCAUGUUGAAGUGUCCUUCUUUCCAGUACGUCCUCACUUCUUCAUACUCCUAAAUCUUCCUGAAUAGUGUGAAGCACGAUUGCAGUUACUUGUAUGUCUGACUUCGGUGCUUCGGCUAGAAUAUUAUCAGGUCCUGCUGAUUUCCCACUCUUGAUUUCUUCGGUCGUUGGUGGAGUGACAUGUAUAGCAAGGUCCGUAGGUGGUGCUUCGAUAUCUGAUGGAUGCAGUGGAUCUGGUCUAUCUGAGAGUUCCUCAAAGUGUUCUAAGCAUGUUCCUCUGUUCUUGAAUCUGUGACUGGCUUGUCCAUGACGGGUCGAUCUGGUUUACUAUAUUUUCCUGCCAGUUUCUUUGUUGUCAUAUAGUUGUUUCAUGUUCCCUAGACUUGCAACUUUUUCCGCUGUCGUUGCUGAAGCCAUGUCAGUCAUUUGUUUAGUUUAUUUUCCUCAAAUGUAUGAGGAUGACCCUAGGAGAUUGAAGUACCUCGAAACAGAGCUAGUUAUAAACCAUUCUAGGAAAAACUGAAAUUAAUAUAUUUCACCGAAUAUGUCGAUUCACAUCGAAAGCACGUCACUCAUACUCUACCCUAACUAUUACUUACGCCUGUUACUCCUCGUGAAGUAGCAUAAGCCGCUCACCAGUAUUCUCCAUCCAACCCUGUCCUGGGCAAUCCUUUCUAGCUCCGUCCAGUUGUAAUUCAUCCUUUUCAUAUCUGCUUCUAUUAUCCGACGCAAUGUGUUCUUUGGCCUUCCUCUUUUUCGCUUCCCUUCAGGAUUCCAAGUUAGGGCUUGCCUCGUGAUGCAGUUUGACGAUUUGCGUAAUGUAUGUCCUAUCCAUUUCCAUCGUCUUUUCCUAAUUUCUUCUUCAGCUGGAAGUUGGUUUGUUCUCUCCCACAGAAGGCUAGUGCUGAUGGUAUCCGGCCAGUGGAUGUUGAGUAUCUUGCGUAGGCAGCGAUUAAUAAAUACUUGUACUUUCUUGAUUGUGGUUGUUGUAGUUACCCUAACUAUUACUAGCUACUUAAAUGACAAAUCUUUGAGCAAGCACGCUAUUAAAUGACAGCAGGAUAAACUAAAUACUAGUAAACAUUUUAACGAUAUAUAAUAUUCUAUUUCCAGGUAGAUGAAAAAGAAGUUCUCUCUCUCACAAGUCUCUUAUCUCAGUCUGGUGGUUUAUUCUCUAUUUGGAUUGGACUUAACAUGAUGUCAGUUAUAGAGGUGGUAGAACUGAUUUUUCAUCUUAUUACAAAAUGUAGACAAUUUUCAAAGCGAAAACGACUUCGCCGAACUCAAAAAAAGCAGACUACAUGCGACACACUGAAACCACUAACCAAUGCAAAUAGUGAGACAGAAAUGGUACAGGAUCAGAUAACAAACCGAGGAAUCGGAAAACAAACUGAGAAGUAUAGAAAAGACGACAUGACCAUAAACAAUGGUCCAAUACAAAUACACACCAGAAAACGGUCUCCAAGCGCCCCCAAUCAGAUGGUAUCUGGAAAUAUAUCAUUAUAUUUACCACAAAUUUGACACUCACAACUGUUCACGAUCAAUCUAAACCUGUGUUGAUUUUUUUAAAAUUCUAAUAUAACAUUUCAUCCAGUUUGAAAAUGCUUGUAGUUGUAUAUAUUAUUCGUCUAACCUAAACAGCGAAAGAAUUAUCAGCGUUAAGGUUAAAAGACACGUUUCUAAGAUUGCGACAAGAAUCAUUUUGUAUGGACAUAAGCAGUCAAGGGGGAAAAGCGGAAGCCAAAGUAUCCGGUAAUGUGCACUUUCAGAGACUAAUAACCAAGUCAGAACAUGUUAAACAAGUAACGAUAAUUUUAAUAGCUGGAUUCAUGGAUCGAUCUAAGUUAGACUGUCCAGUGCUUCCAGGUUUUCAAUGGUGGUCCAGCUUAGAUAGACUCAUGAAUUCAACUAUUAGAAUUACAAUAAUCUCCACAAAUCCCCCUUUCUGAAAACAACAAUAGGUAAUUAUUGAAGAAAUUUUUAAAUAUUAUUACGUGAAACUAUAUUUAUUUUAUUUUAUUUUAACACAUAGACAUUGGUACAAGGAGGCACCAAAUACAUAUGCGCCACACAAAUCUCAUUCGAUAUGUGUGAGGGCUGUGAUACUGCCCGGACCGAAGCAGGUGAAACUAUAUGCACAUGCAUGUAUAUCCUUAGACUAAUAAGACCAAUGUGUGACUUGUGUACCAGCCCUAUGGUGUUACAUAAUAUACCACCAAAGCAAAUGGAGACCGACCAUAGUAAAUAAUGGAUUACAUUGUAAGCCAAAACCGAUAGUGGUUUCUUAAUGUUUGGUAAUAGCUUCACUGAUACCAAAAUUGAAUUCUACAAACCAACUAUUAGUAUUUUCAUGAACAAACAUUACAUUUAGUCAGUUCAUAUCAACUUUCUACAGCACUAACAAUCACUCUAGGUAUUGGUAAAUGAUUAGUUUAGUUAGCUUCAAUAUCUGUGAAACAUGAUUUACAAUAUCGGACAAUGAAUAAGAUUUAGAAAGCUAUAUAAAUCCGCAACAGAUUUAUAAACUGUCUACCCACAAAUCGAUUUUAAAGUAUUUGAAUCCCUUGGUUGAUAAUUUGACACAAAAUUAGCAUGCUUUGGUCGGUUUCCCAUGCGGAUUGGCCCUAUAUAACCACCAUGUGGGUAAUGCGAUGGCUUUUGAAGCGAACGUCACUGAAUUCGAGUACCGAAGUGAAUAUCAACUCUGGAAUACAAGUACAACCACCCGACGAGACCAAAAUAGUUUUAUUAUUUAUUUAUUUGAACACAUAAAUAUUGUUACAAGAGGACACCAAAUAUAUAUGCGCCACACCAUAUUUGUGUGCGUCGGCUGUGAUACUGCCCGGGUGCCCAGACUGAAGAAGGUGAUUUUCUUAGGAGGCCACACUCCGAGCCUUUGACCUAAAAAUCUGAUCCACAAGGCAGUGGAGCAUCGUGAGAAGAUGCAACCUCAUGGUAGUCGGUGACCAACGACUGGUUCAUAUGCCAUUUGCUCCUUCGGGAUCUUGGAGCCCAUGUGCACAAUUGGUUUGGGAUCCGGUUAAAGCGUCGGACAUUCGCUUUCCGUCCUCUCAUUUUCGUAGACAACACCCCCGCCACAAGAAGGCAGUGAGUAGGAUUUCCCUGGCAGUGGCUGUAUACUUGUGGCCGUGUGAGGGCAUUUCGAGGGGGAGGGUCCACCCCACUCUCGACCAUACCAGUGCAUUUGGGGGCGAGACUGAAGGUCCUGGGUUCGAAUCCCACGAGGCGGGAUCGUGGAUGUGCAUUGCCAAGGAGGACCGAAAUAGGACCAGACGCGAGCCCUGGAUUCUGUCGCCAGUCACAUUCUAUCUAUUCCGAGUUUAAUGAUAUAAAAUACUAGAGGCUCAACUAAUAACAGCUCAAUCAACAAUUAUGAUUUCUGUAAAACAUUAUUAGAUCAUUUUGCCUAUGCUCUACGACCUUCCGACCACUUAUCGUGAAAUAAAAGCUGUCAUAAAAAUAACGAUUAAUUCAACACUUAAAUGAUAUCAAUUAAAAUUCCAACUUUUUUAGGAUGCUGUUUUCAACCAAAGCGAACCAACGUCACGUAUUGUAGUCAAACAAUUUUACUUUACUAGAAAGAUUAGAUACUGAAGUCAAAUAGCUUUUAGUAUUAAUAAAACGAUACACUUAGGAUUUUUAUGCUACACAUCUGUACACAAACCAGAUGUACCAACAAUAAAACAAACUAUUGCCUAUUAGUACAUGUAGAUAAGUGGGAGAAAUUAGGGGAUAAUAAGUCAGAGCUAUGAACUGACUGACCGAGAAACACUUAACGUAUAUAGCUCAAAAACUAACUGAAUGGUAUGAAAAUGAUUAGUACAAAUAAAGCAAACACGUACAGAUAAAUAAUAUCAGAUUUUCUGUGCAGAUAAAUUUUAUUCAAUACAAUUGAUCUAAAAUGCUUCGAAGUAAUUCAUAAAUUUGGUUGAGAGUAAGACAACAACACUUUACGGCAUAACUAGUGUUGCAGACGGUGGACAAGCUCAACUUAAUUCAAAAUAGGUACGAAGAAUCUUGAGCAUUUGAGAGCAUCACAUUUGUCUCAUAUGCACAAUACAAACAGCAAAGCUAAGAAAUUACAUGAAUAUUGUCACAGUGAAAGUGACAAACACAAGCACUGCAGAGUACUAGAUAAUUAUUCAAAGUACUGACAAGGUGAAAAAGAUAAUCCAUCGAACCUAUGAAUAUGUUAACGAAGCUUUUGAAAGUCAUUCACAACUGGUAAUAUGAAAAGCUGGUUAAAAGUCACUGGUUUUACAGUUAGCCUGCAGAUAACUGAAGGAAAGAAUAUCUUCAAAACUAAGUCGCGCGAGAAACGAAGUGAAGAUAUAUUUCGCACAAAUCAAUGAAUGAAUUUUUUUAAUUAUGAAUCUUGAUAGGUUUUUCAUUUGGAGCAUAACGAGGACGUUUAGAUGGCUUAUGAUCAAUUCCCAACCAUGGGCGACUUUCAGGAAGACAAUAGUGAGUAAAUCUUUUUAUCUGCACUGUGGGAUCUCCUUCAUUCGGGAUGUAAGCGCCCUCAGUUGGAUAAAUUACAGCGAAUCGCCAACGGUCAAACUCCUUUUCAGGUACUUCUAGUCGUUUACGUAUACGCUCGCGCACUGCAGUGUAAUUUUCUCCAUCUCGAAUGCGUACAGUAAACGGCACCCCGAAAGUCUCUGUGAAAGCUUUGUCAAAAUGAGAAACGUACACUACAGUCUCGUCAGGUUUCAAGUUUAUUUCGUCAAGAGGAAUUUCUUCAAUCCGAAGACUAUGAAUAGGAGACGACCCUGCAUAUGUUUGGGGAAACACAGCAGAUUCAGGUAUGAGUGAAAGUUUUUGUGUUGGAGGAUACUCUUGUAUAAUUCGAUUACGAGAGAUUUUGAGUAAACGCAGUUGGCCAGAACCACCAGGAGGCAAGACUAAAUGACGAGAAGCUUCUUUUAAAAGAUCAAAAACUAAACCAUUCUGGGGUACUGAAAGAAUUAAUUCUGCCUUUUCCGAUAAUUUUUGCCCAACAUAAAUCACACGAACUUGACGCAUUGUUUCAAGUUCAUCAAUUCGAAUAGCCAGAUGUGCGUAGUACACACGACGAGGUGGGGAAGAAGUAACAGGACCCAAAGGAGAACGGCUAACAGUCACAGCACCACAAAAACGAUUAAGCGGUAUUGGGAAGCGAUCUGGAGUGGGAGUAUUUCCACCAGUUCCUGACAAUGUAUUUCCGCUGUUAACUAAACCUGGCCCGAUACCACCAACAUCAGAAGCCCAUGAAGUAUUCGUGUGCGCAACAGUAAACGGAAGGAAAAAUUCCUGCAAUGUACCAGAAUAUGAAGAGCUGAUUGCAGGACCGGGAGGUUCUCGCAUCAAACCCUGAGCGGCUGCUGCUGCCACAAGUGAAUUUAAGUAGGGUGACGACGUUGGGAAACCUGAAACAAACAGGAAAAAAAAUAUAUUACGUUACUCAUUGUAAUCUCUGAAGUACUUGUGUAACGUUAACUAUAUUAUUCUAACUGUUUUAGUAACUAAAACAGUCCAAGACAGCAUUUCGAAUGAGUUUGUCUGUACGACUUACACACAUACAUAAGCUGAUACAUGAACUAAUUUUAUGCAUACACAGUGAAAUACGAGGAGCUAACAAUACGAAACUUUUUCUGAAGGAAAAUCCAUAUUCUAUAAAGCGAAAAUUGAGUUCAGUUCUCUUACUAUAGUACAGUUAGGUGAGAUAUAAUGUACACGGACGGUUGGAGAAAAAUUAUUGAGCGAUAAAACUUCAUUUGCUCAGGUGAAAACUUUUUUAUAUUUAACAAAAUUUAAUAAUACAUUGUAUGUAAUUCCAAUUCAUUUCAAAUAUCAACAAGACAACAUGAGGAUGAGGAUCAAAACCACUGUGUCCGCUUUUCUCCCUAAAUUGAGAACCACAAAUCGGCAACAGUAAAUUAAUGACCUAGUACCAUGUGUAGUUGACAACACAGAAAGGCUAGUGCAUGAAAUCUCGAAAACCUUGGUUUUAAAAACCGACUAGUCUGGAUAAAGCAUCUUAGAAACCAAUUUGGUAUUUGUCUAAAGAGCAAACAAUCCCGUAAAUAUAAGCUUGAAAACUGGGCAAUCUUCCCAUAAAUUACAGUAUAAGUUGUGAGAGCCAAGUGUGCAGUGUGUAUCAAAAGUUAUCAUUUGUGAUAUCCAAGAUAAUGUUGGUGAAUUGAUUUUUUGCCCACAUAAUUCGCUCAUUCACUAGGUACUUUACUUAAAUAUGAGACACAUUCUAGGGGUAAAGGCUAAUGAUAUCACAUGGUUUUACAAACCGAAGUAGGUAUAGUGGGGUACUAAUAUGGUAAUUAGCAGCUGAAAGCCGGACGUCCUAACCACUAAGAAACCAUUGCAUACUAAUAAUCAAAACUAUGAAUUUUAUGGAACAAUACACAAUAUAUCAAUUGGAAACAACGUAGGGCCAGGUACAAAUCCAUGUUUUCCACAGUUUGAAUAAGUAAACGUGUCAUGUUGAAAACUACCAGGCUUCAGAAGUCAAUAUAAUAUACAUUGUGACUUCAAGCAAAUAAUCAUUAUUCCAUUUCGAAGACAGCAACUCGAAGUAAAGAAAAGUGGAACGAAUAGGGUGAAACAAGAGCAACAAUGAGAAAUAUCUGUGGUAGAAACGUGUUGUAUUUACAGAAAAUGAUG
This is a messenger RNA of Schistosoma haematobium, 9655 nucleotides long. RefSeq names its product sodium channel, non-voltage-gated 1, gamma, variant 3. The transcript is spliced from 2 exons. Gene Ontology annotation, molecular function: ligand-gated sodium channel activity. Bases 301 to 870 code for a protein of 189 amino acids. Gene Ontology annotation, cellular component: membrane. Gene Ontology annotation, biological process: sodium ion transmembrane transport. Lineage: Eukaryota; Metazoa; Platyhelminthes; Trematoda; Strigeidida; Schistosomatidae. The record is from RefSeq and is a predicted model, not a curated record.